AUGGCAGAUGGCAAGGAACUGCCACCAGAAUUAGAAUUGGUAGUUCCCUUGCCAGAUGUCGUUCAUAUUGGAAAAAGCUUUAAGUGUAGCUGGUCGAACUGGUUUAUCAACUUAGACGGUGAAUUUAGCAAUCUCGUGUUGCUUCGAAGCUUACGUGACAAUACGGAGGCGUUUAUCAAAAAGAAGCUUCGAAAGUUGCUUUCACUUGAAUGUGUUAGGAAUAAAGACAGAAUGGCUGUUGAACCCAUUAUUCGUUUAACACGACCAGAAGUUCUCAAAGUGCUGGAGGACGUUAAGUUCGUUGUGCAUACCAUCGUACCAGAACAAUACAGGUUUUGGAAAAGUAACCAACGUGGUGUAUGCCCUCACCCGAUCGCAGUUUCUGAAGGCCCAACAGGCUCGAUCCUUGCGCUUGAUUACAACUUUGAGACAGGUUUAUCAAGACUCCUAACAAUAAGAUUGCACCAGCCAGCAGAUGUCUCUGUUGUGCGAGAUGGACUGAAGGAUGCUAGGAACUUGUGCUUCAUCGAUGGGAUUGCAUUCUUGUGUGAAAGGGGAAAAUCUACAAUUUCUUUUGUCGACUUCGAGGGAAAAGUGAAGAUAAGUACAAAGUCACUCAAGCGACGAGCUGAACUUCUGAGGCACUUAGAGGCACUAUCUCUCCCAACGGAUGGAACGGUUCCCGUUUUGCGCGAAAGACUUAAGGACCACUUGGGUGCUAUUUCUAAGAACACGGACUGUGCAGAACACGUCCAGAUGCAUCCUAAUCGUCUUGGUAAGCCUUCUGCUGUCUAUGCUGCAAGCAAUGAUUUGUUAUUUUGUAGUGAUGACGAGAGUCAAUAUGUCUAUCAGAUAACAUUGACAUUUGAUGGAGUGACCAUUCACGGCAAUGCUACGAAAUUCACUGCCUAUCCAUCCAGCAUCAUAAAUCUUUUGUCUAUUACUCUACUUGACCAAUGCGCAUUCUUCUCAGGAGCCUCGAGCCAAGGUGGGCUUUAUAAAUGUGAACUUAGCGCAAAGACAGUGACCAAAGCUGUAUGCAACUCGACUCUUCCUUGCUCUGAGGUAAACCAAGUAUGCGCCUUGAACGGGAGGGUAGUUUACACGGAUACAAAGGCGGGAAAGGUUAUGCAAUACAACCCUGAUGAUAAAUCGGUUAGGACUUUGGUAGGAAGUGGCCACAACAGUUCUUCCGAUGGGACACAAGACUCAUGCUCAUUCAAACAAAUCGAAGGGAUAUGCUCUGUAGACAAGAACUUGUUUGUUACAGAUGUUUCCGCUGGAAAACUGAAGAUAGUGACGAGCCUCUCAGAAACGGUAUCUUUUCUGGGGAUUCUUGGCUCCCUUUACGAUACCUUUGGAAUUCAUUCUAAGGGUAUGAAACCAGACGGAGUGUCCUUGAAACAAGAAAAAGAGAACGUGACAAAGAUUGACAGCUAUGUAAAAGACACUGUGAGUGAGGUGAAAGAACGCUACCAGUUGAGCGAGACGUCUGCAACCAAUGGUCCACAGGGAACUGUAUCACAGAAGACGCAAGUAUCUGUGUCUUUGCUUAAAAAGGGCAUAGAAAGGCUAUACAAGAACGUGAUGGACAUUAACCCCCAAUUUGUAGAUGAUCUGCUGCUCGAAACGUUGCUCACAACAGUGGUGGAAAAUUUGCACGCUGUUUCGCACCUUAAACACGAGACAUUUACGGUACUUACAUAUGCCCAGGAUUUUGGAACAAUUUGCAAGGAAUCUCUGAAGCGCACAUCUAGAUGGGCAGCAAAGUACUACACGCAUGACAAAUUCUACUAUCCGGUACCUCAAUCCGCCAUGCCCCUUUCUACUAUAGCUACGAUGACACCUUUGCCAAGUGAGGACAUAACACCAGGGAUGGAAGGACAGAUCAAAGAGUGGCUAGAGAGUUACAGACCAGUACGCCAACGGACGGUUAGGAGUGAGACCACAAAAGAUAAGGCUGGGGCCUUGCCGCCAGCUGUCUACGCCGUUCACCACACCGACGAGUCUGAAGAGAGGCUUCGAUAUCCUGAAGAAAACACUGUAUCCUCAGCAAAUGCACAACGCGUUGUCAGCAUACAAUUUGUGGACGAA
This is a messenger RNA of Pocillopora meandrina, 2094 nucleotides long. The record is from the annotation of a GenBank genome assembly. NCBI's taxonomy places the organism in Eukaryota, Metazoa, Cnidaria, Anthozoa, Scleractinia, Pocilloporidae.